AUGGCAGCAUCCCUCGCCAGAGAGACUCCCACCGAAACGCGAAAGGAAAGCGACCUCCGUAACGGCAACAAGGAGGAAGAAGCGGAGGAAAGGGAGGAGGAAAAGGAGAGAGAAGCUCCCUUGGCGACAGACAGCGCGUCAUCGGCGGCGGGAAAGGUACGGAGCAUGUCCGCUGCCAAGCCAAAACACCCCGCCACUGCCACCAAAACGAAUCAUAAUAAUACCAAUAGGAAUGACAAUGCGAGUGCGGCCGCGCCGGCCUCGUGGCGGCUGCGCCUGCUGAAGCCGUUGAACGCCCAAACGCAAGCGCGGCCGUCCCCGCAAGGAUGCGGUUGCGGGGUCGAACGGCUGCCGCCACCGCAUCAGCAUCAACAACAGCAUCAGCAAGCGACGUCAACGUCGACGAGAGAGGGAAGUGCACCGGCGACGACAAACAACAGCAGCCGCAUCAGCAGCGGGACGAGCAGCCCGGCGGUCGAAAACGUCCCAUUCAACACCGAUGACAACGCCCCACACGGCAGCGGCAGCGGCCACAGCAGCCAUGAGCAGUGGGAACACACCUCGAGCCUUCCAAGCGCCGCCGGCGGUGCGGAGGACGGCGUGGACCACUUGGAGCUGCUGCCGCCGGCGCCGGGCGAAGCGGGAGCGGACGCCGGCGUCCCUCGCGACGGGAGAGACGGAGGUGGGCGUCACCUCCGCGACCGCAACGGUUGCUGCAGCGGAGCAGAAAGCAAAAGAAGUCAAGGGGAGGAGGAGGCAGAGGAGACGAACGAAAACAAGUCUCUCGCCGUUCUUUUCGCCGGCUCUGUCGCGUCGUUAGCCGAGCCCUCCCAUCCAUCGCCGACCAAGAAGACGCCAGGCGCUCCUACAGCUGCGGUAACGACAACUGCAGCUGCUCCUUCCGCUGCUGCUUCAGCGGCGGCCCUCGCACCGGGUGCGGGUGUAGUCAUGGACUCCAUCCGAUCUCCCCGACGAAUCUUCACACGUGCCUCUCUCUCCGGUCUGCACCGCCCGCUGCGGCCGGCUGUGAGGCGCGCCACCUUUCACAGCGCUGCCGCCUUCCUGGCCUUCUCCCGCGCCGAGAGUAAGCACCUCGCGCUCGAUCUUGCCCAUGCUGCUGCCGCUGCUGCAAGCGCAUCGGCAGCGCCGCAGACGUCCUCCUCUUCCUCGUCCUCCUCCUCCGCGACGCCGUCUGCAUCAAGCGCCCUCUUAGUGACCCUUCAGGCCAAAGACCAAACAGACAGUGCCCUUCGCGAGGACAUGAGGCGCAGCGUUCAACAGGCGCUCGCCACGGCGGCUCUGAUGGGCGACACUGCCCACGCCGCCGUUCAUGCCCUGCAGACGGCCGCCAGAGAGACCCGCCAAUGGGCACUUCCGGCGACUACGAAGCGCCCACAAAGGCGACGGCGACGAUGGCAACUGCAGCAGCAGCAGCAGCGGUGCUUUAGUCCGCAACGAGGGCAGUGGGAAGACGCAGGCGGCGGCGGGCGAGGAAGAGCUUCUCCACCCCAUCGCCGCCUUCCCCCGUGA
Molecule: messenger RNA, 1530 nt
Organism: Bactrocera neohumeralis
Lineage: Eukaryota; Metazoa; Arthropoda; Insecta; Diptera; Tephritidae
Exons: 1
Coding region: 1-1530 (509 amino acids)
Source: RefSeq, a predicted model, not a curated record